CUGCAGCCACAGGUCACUGUGAUGGCCACCGUGGGUGAGCUGGUGGCCCUCCUGCCCAAAUGGGAGGGGAUUCUGCUGCUGAAUGACUUCGGAAACUGCGUGUACAGGGACCUGAAGGAUUUCAUUGAGAACUUUCACGUCACCCUGCACCGCACUGAGGGCACCUGGUGGUACCGCCAUGUCAACUCUGAUGAUGAUGACUCUCUCAUCCCUCCAAGCCAGGCCCUGGCUGCCUGGGAGAGCACCCCAGGGACCACCCAGUUCUGUGUGAUGGGGGCAGCCAACAAGUGGCAGGAGUCGGUGUCUCUGCUUGUGAAAAGCUGGGCCAAGCUGGCCGGGACAGCCACCAAGCUCCGCAACACCUGCAGGGAUUUGGCCACCAAAGUGGCUGACAGGGUGGCCAGCACUGACACCCGGGCCAGGGACAUGCAGGCCAUGGCUGCCCGUUAUUGGACAGCUCAGGAAAACAUGGGGGAGCUGGGUCAGGCCCUGGGCAGGCAGGAGGAGGCUGAGGUGGUGGCCGGGCGUGAAGCCCAGGGGAGGGAACAUGCCAUGGAGGCUGCCAGCGAGGCCACCAUGGAGAGACAGCGGGUGGAGGCGGCCCUGGGGCUGCUGCAGCGCUUGGUGGCCGCGUGUGACGAAGCCACCGUGCUCCCCCGCGACCUGCGGCGCCUGAUGAAGGUCAUCAAGGCUGCCCUAGAGAGGACAGAUAAGGCGUCCCACAAUGUCCGCAAGGACUUGGUGGCCAAGGUGGCCGAGGCCGAGCGGCUGUGUGAGGCCAACGCCCGCCUGGUCAAGGGUCACCUGGAGGGGAUGCUUGAGACCAUCAAGUUCUUGUUCGAUGGUGAUCCUGUCAGCUCCGGUGCCUGUGGGGUGGCUGAGCAGUGUCAAAGAGCCAUUGAGGACAUCCCAAGGCUCCUUCGACCCCCGGGGUGUCCCCAGAGCAUCCCCAAUUUGUCCCCAAUGAGCAUGGAGCCCCAAAAGGUGUCCACUCCACAGCUGCAGGUGCUGGUGGCCGUGGUGGCCACCCUGGGCGAGGUGGUGGCCACUGUGACGGGGCCACACUGGGGCAAGUUCCCAGACUCCCUGUAUAAGAACCUGAAGAGAUUCACCCAGAGCCUCCGUGCAAUCCUGAACCAAGGUGAUGUCACCUCCCUGGGCCACCCUGGUGUCCCCUCCCUGAGACAGGCCCUGGGCACCCUCUGGACCACCCCCAGGACCACCCGUGCCAAUGUGAGAGCUGCAGCCAGCACCUGGCGGGAGUUGGUGGCCAAGCUCGUGGACAGCUGGGACUGGCUGGCCAGGGAGGCCACCAAGAUCCGUGACAACCACAGGAAGGUAAUCGCGGAGCAGCAGCUGAUGGUGGCCCUGGACAAGGAGGAGGUGACCUGGGGAAUGGCCACACACAGUGCCCGGGUGGCAGCAGCCGGCAAUAAAGCCAGGGCAGAGGCUGGAGUGGCCACCAGGAGGGGACGUUGGGCAGAGAUGGCCCUGGGGCCGCUGCAGUGCUUGGUGGCCACGUGUGACGGAGCCAUCUUGUUCAACUGGAACAUGGAGUGGCAGCUCAGGGACAUCGAGGCCAUCCUGAAGGGGACAAACGAGACAUCCCCUGAUGUCCUUAAGGCCUUGAUGGCCACAGUGGCCAAGUUUGAGCAGCUGUGGGAGGCCAGCACGCACCUGGUCAAGGAACACCUUCUAGGGACACUUGAGGUCAUUGACAACAUCUUCUUCAGUCCCUAUGUUGUCCUGGAUGGCCCUGGCAGACGCGCAGUGGCCGAGCGGUGCCAAAAAGCCUGGGAAGACAUCCCAAGGCUGCUGCAGGAAAGUUUCACAUAG
Melozone crissalis (California towhee) is the source of this 1836-nucleotide messenger RNA. RefSeq lists its product as uncharacterized. NCBI's taxonomy places the organism in Eukaryota, Metazoa, Chordata, Aves, Passeriformes, Passerellidae. The transcript has 2 exons. Bases 22 to 1836 code for a protein of 604 amino acids. The record is from RefSeq and is a predicted model, not a curated record.